AUGAGCCGUUCAUGCUUCCGAAUUUUGUGCGAUAAGCUGAAGGGCAUGGCAAAAUGCGAUACCGUCUUCAGGGCUUGUAUACCACUGGAGAAGCGUGUUGCGAUUGCGCUUUAUUGCUUGCGCUGGUCUGCUGAAUAUGCUACAAUAUGCAGAUUAUUUGGUGUAUCUAAAACUAGUGUGUGGAGAAUACUUUUGGAAUUUCGCUACGAAGUUUGGAACGUGCUACGCCAGGAAUACUUGCCCAGCACCUUUUUGAGUCCAAAUAAAAUACAGGAUUGUGUGGACGGUUUUGAAAUUAUUGGAUUCCCUCAAUGUUUUGGAGCAAUUGAUGGUUGUCACAUUGAGAUUAAACCCUCCACAGAAGAGGCUACUGACUACUACAAUUAUAAAGGAUGGUGUUCUAUAGUUUUGUUAGCGUUAGUCGAUUACAGGUACAUUUCUGAGAGCAAAACAUACAUUUAUAUAAACACUAAUGUUAUAAAUGACCCAUCAUAUACGGCGUAUGGCUCCAAAGUUAUGAACGAUUACAAAUUUUAA
Molecule: messenger RNA, 537 nt
Organism: Rhagoletis pomonella (apple maggot)
Lineage: Eukaryota; Metazoa; Arthropoda; Insecta; Diptera; Tephritidae
Exons: 3
Coding region: 1-537 (178 amino acids)
Source: RefSeq, a predicted model, not a curated record